Polychytrium aggregatum is the source of this 1163-nucleotide messenger RNA. RefSeq names its product phosphatase phospho-type. Bases 244 to 975 code for a protein of 243 amino acids. Gene Ontology annotation, molecular function: phosphatase activity. The record is from RefSeq and is a predicted model, not a curated record. The transcript has 8 exons. NCBI's taxonomy places the organism in Eukaryota, Fungi, Chytridiomycota, Chytridiomycetes, Polychytriales.
AACACGAAGCAGCAGAGUGUUUCCGGCGAGUGGCUGCCUAUGCAGAAGCGUCGUGGGAAUCGGCGAGGCAGGAGGGUGUCUCGGUUGGCCGAUCGGAAUGAGAGGUGUUGAGAGUCGAGAGGGUCGCUCGAAGGCUGUGUGGCCAAGCCCCCCGAUAUAAAGAAGGCGGCUCCCGGGCCAGGCAGCUCUCGACACUGCAUUCGACAACGUAUCCAAGACCCCCCUCUUCUCGACGUCACCUCCAUGAUUCGCGGAAAGACCCUGCUGGGAUUCGACUUUGACCUCACCCUGGUCGAGCAGGAUAGCGACCACCGCAUCCUUGCCCUCGUCCCAGAGACACACCAGAAGUUUCAGAGCCUGUACGAUGCCGGGAUGCAGUUUACCGAUUCGGUGGCAACCUCGCUGUUGGACUUGCAUGCGCGAGGCAUUGGUCCGUCUCAGAUCCUGGAGGCUUUGAAGACAAUUCCGUUUGACGACGCCGUUCGGCAGAUGUUUGAGUUCGCCAAGAGCAACAACGCCGACAUUGUCAUCCUUUCGGACGCCAACACCUUCUACAUCGACGAAGUGCUGAAGGCCAAGGGUCUGCGGGACUAUGUUUCGGAGAUCAUCACCAAUCCAGCCAGCUGGGGAGAGCAGGGGCAGCUCAUUGUCAAGCGGCAUACGACCGAGCCGCCUCACGGCUGCUCUCGAUGCUCGCCCAACCUCUGCAAAGGCAAAGAGUUCCUGGGCUUCAUCCAGCGCUGUGGGGUUCAAUACGAUCGCCUGGUGUUCACCGGAGAUGGCCGCAACGACUUUUGCCCAAUGACCAAGCUCGGACCGCGCGAUGUUGCUCUGGCCCGAACCGGCCGCACUCUCGCAAAGUGCCUCGAGAACGAGCAAAACAGGGCCCAGAUCAGCGCCGAGCUGCGUUGGUGGACAGAGCCCUCGGAGAUGUUCCAGAUCAUUCAAGAGAUCCUCAACACUGACGCCAACUAGGCCUGAGUGUGGCACAGAUGCAUUCGAUCGGGCGGCAGUUUGAAUGCAAAGCCCAAUCGCCACCAGGUUUGUGUAGACGGCCAUCGGGCGAGAUGAGUUUGCUCGGUGGCUGAAUAUACUUGCUUUCACGGCCCUUCGUUGGAUUGGACAGUGAAAGCGGGCUCGCAAGCGUCGGGGCUGAGCCGGAG